AUGCGUGAUCUCCGAAGGAUUCCACGAACGCUUGCCACGCUUCGAAAUCGUUAUCGACAGGUCAUCUCAUCUUGCGCCACAUGCAAAAUCUUUCACGGCCAGGCCGCAAGCCUCCCAACGGCUCCGUUACCAGCAUUCAGGCUGGAGACGGCCCCACCGUUCUACCACACAGGCUGUGAUUUCGCCGGUCCCAUAAAAUACAAGAAUGACUCGGGCGAGAAAGCGAAAAGCUACAUUCUCCUAUUCGUAUGCGCAGUCACCCGAGCGAUUCAUCUCGAGCUAACAACCGACAUGUCGACCUCAGAGGUUCUCGGUGCUCUACAGAAAUUCGUGAACCGAUACCCCUCAGUUACCACGAUCACAUCAGACAACGGUUUAUCGUUCCAGAGAACAGCGAAGGAGCUCAAGCUCUUAUACGACCACAUCGUCAAUGGAGAUGUGAAGAGAUGGCUCGCAGACAAAUUCAUCAGAUGGAACUUCAUAACGCCAAACGCUCCGUCUCAUGGGGGUUUCUACGAGCGGCUGGUCCAGUCAGUCAAGCGACCAUUGAGAAAAGUUCUCGGGACGUCAGUUCCACAUUUUCGAGACCUCGAGAUUAUCUUAAGCAAAAUCGAGCUGAUGAUACAUAAGCGCCCAAUAACAACUGUUGCAUCGGGCGUCGACUCCACGGAAGCCCUCAGCCCAAUGGACCUAUUGCACAACUAUCGAGGCGACACUUUCUUCCCUCAGCAUGCCGCCAGCCCGAUGAAAUCCAAGGAUUCAGAUAAAAUCAUCUUCUCCAGGAGAUGGACCUAUCAGCAGAGGAUCCUGAACGCCUUCUGGAAAAGAUUCCACCGCGAAUAUCUAAGCUAUCUGAGAUCAGCUCAUAAAAGACUCCCCGUUCCGGCCAGACCGCUGAAAAUCGGCGACAUUUGCCUGCUUGAAGAUUCGAACGCCAACCGGGCUUAUUGGCCCCUCUGUAAGGUUAUUGCACUCAAAAGCGACUCGACACCUGAGAUAUCGAAAUCAUGCACUAUCAGAACGGCCGCAGGCCGAAUUUUCAACCGUCCCAUCACGAAACUUUACCCCAUCGAACCCACAGCGCAGGUAUGA
Molecule: messenger RNA, 1092 nt
Organism: Galendromus occidentalis (western predatory mite)
Lineage: Eukaryota; Metazoa; Arthropoda; Arachnida; Mesostigmata; Phytoseiidae
Exons: 1
Coding region: 1-1092 (363 amino acids)
Biological process (GO): DNA integration
Molecular function (GO): nucleic acid binding
Source: RefSeq, a predicted model, not a curated record